AUGGGAAAAGUGUUGAUUUUGCUUGGACUGCUUGUUGUGGUUAGCGUUGCAGCAGCAGGGCGAUUCGAACGGGCAGUGUUUGCACCGAGAGUACGUCGCGAUGCUUCUAUGCGCUGUUGUAACGAUGGAUUUGACCAGAGUGAAAUUCAUGCCAAAUUUGCCGAGAUUCGUACCGCUUGCAUUGGAGAGCUCGGCUUGGGAGAAGUUUCUCAUGAGGAGAUGAUGAAGAAUCGUGAACACUUGAACUGUAUCACCGAAUGUAUCGCCAAGAAGGAGGGCAUAGCGGAUGAAAAUGGUGAACUCGUGCAUACGGACCUUGCCAGGGUGGUGAGCGAGCAUAUGAGCACUAUCGAGUGGAAGGUACCGCUCGCGGAAGGAUUUAUCAAACAGUGCUUCGACGAGGUGGAAGCGUCCGACAGUGCCUUUGUGCCGAGCGACGACGCUAAAUGUAAUCCGGAAGGGUUUGAUUUUGUAUUUUGUCUGUGGCGUCAAUUUACACUCGCCUGUCCGGAAGAGUUCCGGGACGAUUCGGACAAGUGUGUUGAGCUCCGGGAAAAGCUUUCCAACAAGGAAGAUGUGAGCGGUUUGCACGAUGAGAUAGAGGCGGCUGAAUAACUGCUUCGGUGAGGCGCCGAAAUGUAUGCAAUCCGAUCGACA
Messenger RNA from Anopheles maculipalpis, 657 nucleotides. RefSeq lists its product as uncharacterized. Bases 1 to 615 code for a protein of 204 amino acids. The record is from RefSeq and is a predicted model, not a curated record. Lineage: Eukaryota; Metazoa; Arthropoda; Insecta; Diptera; Culicidae. The transcript is spliced from 2 exons. Gene Ontology annotation, molecular function: odorant binding.